This is a messenger RNA of Microplitis demolitor, 2391 nucleotides long. RefSeq lists its product as uncharacterized. The record is from RefSeq and is a predicted model, not a curated record. The transcript has 6 exons. Lineage: Eukaryota; Metazoa; Arthropoda; Insecta; Hymenoptera; Braconidae. The coding region runs from base 173 to 2362 and encodes 729 amino acids. Gene Ontology annotation, molecular function: zinc ion binding.
AUGAACUACGGGAGGCUGUCAGUGUAUGUUUUUAUAUGUUAUUCAAAGAAAAAGUUCAUUAAAAAAAUAUUAUAAACAAUAAUAAACAAGUUAUAAAAAAUGUGAGAAUUAAAUAGUUAUUGACAUUUUAUAAUUGACCUCAACGUACCAAAAACACAAUCGAACCAAAGACAUGGAUAUGAGUCUAUACAAUCAAAGUUAUGAGUCUAGUCGUGAGCGUAGAUGUUCUAAAAAAUGUCCGCGUUGUACCUCACCUGUAUGUAAAUAUGUCUCUAAAAAAACGUGUAUUUUAUGUAAUCGCUGGUUUUCGAAUAAUGAAUGUUAUAAGAAUCAUUUAAAAUUAGCUUCAGCUAAUUUAUGUGGAAAAAAUAAGGCUCUUACAGUUCGAACCAAAGACAUGGAUAUGAGUCUAUACAAUCAAAGUUAUGAGUCUAGUCGUGAGCGUAGAUGUUCUAAAAAAUGUCCGCGUUGUACCUCACCUGUAUGUAAAUAUGUCUCUAAAAAAACGUGUAUUUUAUGUAAUCGCUGGUUUUCGAAUAAUGAAUGUUAUAAGAAUCAUUUAAAAUUAGCUUCAGCUAAUUUAUGUGGAAAAAAUAAGGCUCUUACAGUUCGAACCAAAGACAUGGAUAUGAGUCUAUACAAUCAAAGUUAUGAGUCUAGUCGUGAGCGUAGAUGUUCUAAAAAAUGUCCGCGUUGUACCUCACCUGUAUGUAAAUAUGUCUCUAAAAAAACGUGUAUUUUAUGUAAUCGCUGGUUUUCGAAUAAUGAAUGUUAUAAGAAUCAUUUAAAAUUAGCUUCAGCUAAUUUAUGUGGAAAAAAUAAGGCUCUUACAGUUCGAACCAAAGACAUGGAUAUUAUUAUAAAGACUGGAUUUCAGUCCAUCACCUAUCAAAUAGAAUUUCAGCCAGAGACAAUGACCAAAGGCAAAAAACUUGUUGAUGCUGAACAUGUAAGAGAAGUCGAGGAACAUCGACGAAACUUGGAAAGUUUUUUGAUAAAAUCUCGCGUUAUUCGGCAAGCAUCAGUCCAUGCUACACCUUAUGCUACUUCUUUAGACAUAAACUCUGCACGUUUCGUGACAAAUGUACACUGUAAUUGUGUAUAUAAUAAGAGCGGCAAGUGUAAACAUGUUGCUGCGUUAAUUUAUUUUAUUAAUAAUGAAGAAAGUGCUUCAAAAACGAGUCGCGAGCAGCAAUGGGGUAAGCCGGGCGCACGUCAAUUUGCUAAACACAAAUAUUCUAAAGGAGAGUAUUUCAAAAAAAUGAUGCCGCAUAAAUACACUCAAUUACAUGAGCCUCAGAAUGUUUUAAUAACUUAUUUAAAAGUCGAUUCACCUUUAAAACGAAUUAUGGAAGCACAGUUAACAAAAAAUAAUAAACAUACAGUAAAAAAUGUGAUUAACUCUCUGUUGGCGCAAGUAGAAUUGAAUUUAGAGGAAGAAGAAUGUGCUGCAUGUUUACAAAAUUUUUUAAUUUUUUGCGGGGAACAUUCUAUUUAUGAAAGUCAAUAUAAGCUGGAUCCGAAUCUCCGAGAGUUUUUUUUGAAUAAAGUGCAAUUAUCGGAAGAUGAAAUCAUUCAACUCUCAUGUGAAACUGUUCAACAGUCUUCUUGUAACAAUUGGUUCCAAGCUAGACGCUUAAGAAUUUCUGCAAGUUCAAAUGUUCAUCAUAUAAAAAUUCUAAGCAGGAAACCAGUUGAAAAUUUGGUUUCAGACAUGCUAAAUCCAUCUACAAUUAAAAGCAGCUCUACUAAAUAUGGUUUAAAAAUGGAAUCUUCUGCUAAAGAAAAAUAUGAACAAAUGUACAACUGUACUGUUAAACGGGUUGGUGUAAUUGUCAGUAAAUAUCAGCCUUGGCUUUGUGCAAGUCUUGAUGGAGUUGUCAUCGAUGACGGUUGUACUUCUAAAAUUGUUGAAUUCAAAUGUCCUAGUACCUGUGAAAAUAAACCGGUUAUCAAUGAUGCUGAUCAAGUUAGUAACGUAAGGUAUUUAGAAUUUAUUAAUGAUAAAUUGGAGCUCAAAAAAUCUGAUGGUUAUUACACUCAAAUUCAAGUACAAAUGUACGUCACCGGCAUGAGUGUUUGUGAUCUCUUCGUUUUUUCACCAGUUGAAAAUGGCUGUUGUUUAAUAGAAGUCCACAGACACGAAGAAUUUUUAAAAAAUGUAAUUUUGAAGAGUGAGAAAUUCUAUUUCGAGCAAUAUUUGCCAGCUUUGUUUGCAACAGUAGCAACUACUGACAUUAAUAAAGAAAAUACUGAUAACAACGAUGGAAAUACUGACAAUUUAGAUAGUAGUAAUAAAGAUGAAAGUGCAAACCAAAAACGAAGCUUUACUGAAAGUGAUCUUACAAAUAUUUUAAUAUAGUAAUUUAUUUUCAAUAAUUUAUAACGGCA